This is a messenger RNA of Petromyzon marinus (sea lamprey), 5357 nucleotides long. It is a transcript of the gene MBTD1, whose product is annotated as mbt domain containing 1. Gene Ontology annotation, biological process: negative regulation of DNA-templated transcription. NCBI's taxonomy places the organism in Eukaryota, Metazoa, Chordata, Hyperoartia, Petromyzontiformes, Petromyzontidae. The record is from RefSeq and is a predicted model, not a curated record. Gene Ontology annotation, cellular component: nucleus. Gene Ontology annotation, molecular function: zinc ion binding; chromatin binding.
AACGGCACGUGACGGGGCGCCUCGGCCAAUAGGAGCGCGCGUUACGUGUGGCACGGCCGACUGUGCGCGCGCGCUGAGUUUAUUUGUUUAAUUUUUUUUGUAUAUCACUGUCCUGUUGUUGUUGCUGCUGCUGCUGUUCUCGUCGUCCUCCUCGGUUGUUUGCUGUGCCGCGAUCUCUCGGUGUGUCGGGGUUGAAGCUCGCCCCCGAGUCUCGCCGUUCGCCCGCCGCCGCUGCCCACCCCCCUCCAUGUCCCGGUGCCUUGCAGCACAGUUUUUACGCUGUCUCUGCUAUUGUCUCGCUGUGGAAAUGUCCACGCAGCAGCACUGCCACGGACCGCCUUUGUGCUGCUGCCGCCGCUUCCACCACGUGUGACUUGGCGGAUGCGAUUGGAGGCUCAAACUUCUGUCCGAAAUGACACGGUGGGGCUGGUGACGGCGUGAGCGCGGCACCGAGUGGCGGAGCGAUGGACAGCUACGAGAGCUCUGACGAGAGAGGCAACAGCAGCAGCAGCUCGGAGGAGAGCGAAGAUGAGGUGGUGCAGACUCCCCCGGCCAGCCUCCCCGUCAUCAAGACCAACGGGCAGGUGUAUACCUAUCCUGAUGGCAAGUCGGGCAUGGCUACCUGUGAAAUGUGUGGCAUGGUGGGUGUGAGGGACGCGUUCUACUCCAAAACAAAGCGGUUCUGCAGCGUGUCCUGCUCGCGUAGUUAUUCUUCCAACUCAAAGAAGGCCAGCGUGCUCGCCCGCCUGCAGGGAAAAUCGCCAUCGAAAAAAGCCAAACUGCUGCCAAAACCGAUGGCACCCAAGCUAACGCAAAGCAGCAUGCUGCAGGCUACGUUGCAGAGUCAGGCCAAGCGCAAAUCAAUAAAAACGCCGUCGGAUGGCUUUGAAUGGGGGCGCUACAUCUGGAAGAACAGUCUGACCGCAGCGUCCGUCGGCUGCUUCAAGCACGCUCCCAUGGCGGAUCACUGGGGAGACAUAACGGAGGGCAUGAGGGUGGAAGUGGUGAACACGGACUGCGUGGUAUCCAGCAAGGUGUUCUGGAUCGCGUGGGUUAUCAAGCUGGCAGGUUACAAGGGUCUGCUCAGAUACGAGGGUUACGAGAGUGAUUCCAGCCGGGACUUCUGGUGCAACCUUUGCACGCCGGAUGUGCACCCCAUCGGCUGGUGCGCAACCAUUGGCAAGCCGCUUGUCCCGCCGCAGACGAUCAUGCACAGGUGCUCCAACUGGAAAGCGUUCCUCGUUAAGAAAUUGACGGGCUCCAAGACUCUCCCGCCAGACUUCCAAGCCAAAGUGCAGGAGAGUCUGAGCUUUCCCUUCAAGCGUGGCAUGCGUCUGGAGGUGGUGGACAAGGCGCAGAUCUCCCGGACACGCGUCGCUCUCGUGGACAGUGUGAUCGGCGGCCGGCUGCGCCUCGCGUACAGGGACGGCGCCGGCACGGUGGCGACGGGCACGGCGGGGGGCGGCGCCGGGAGCGUGGCUGGCGUCGAGGAGGACGACUUCUGGUGCCACAUGCGCAGCCCGCUCAUCCACCCCAUUGGCUGGUCGCGGGCCGUUGGGCACCAGCACAAGAGCCCUGAAGGAGCCAAGAAACAUGAUGGGAGUUCAGAUGCAGGGUCCUACUUGUUCCCCAUUGUGAAAGAGAUGCCCCAGAAGCAGGAGUGCUUUCGGGAAGGAAUGAAGCUGGAAGCCAUCGACCCGCUAAACCUGUCCUCCAUCUGCGUGGCUACCGUUCGAAAGGUGCUGGGUGACGGCUUUCUGAUGAUCGGCAUCGAUGGCUCCGAGGCGGCUGACGGCACGGAUUGGUUCUGCUACCACUCCAUGUCGCCGUCCAUCUUCCCCGUUGGAUUCUGCGAGAUCAACCAGAUUGAGCUGGCGUCACCUCGUGGUUACAACAAGACACCGUUCAAUUGGUUUGAGUACCUGCGGGAAACCAGCUCCCCUGCUGCUCCAGUCAGCCUCUUCAACAAGGAAAUCCCAAACCACGGCUUCCGUGUGGGCAUGAAGCUGGAGGCGGUGGACCUCAUGGAGCCGCGGCUCAUCUGCGUGGCGACGGUCGUGCGCAUCGUCAACCGGUUGCUGCGCAUCCACUUUGACGGCUGGGAGGACGAGUACGACCAGUGGGUGGACUGCCAGUCCCCGGACCUCUUCCCUGUCGGCUGGUGUGAGCUCACGGGGUACCAGCUGCAGCCGCCCCUCUCCUCCGUGCCCGCUUCGCCCCACCCCGCUGGCGCAAAGCAAAAGAAAAAAACGAAAUCUGGGUACAAAGGACACAAGAAAAAGAGGAAAAUGGCGCUGGGUCGACGGCCCAUAGCCCUUGGGGGCCCGCAGCAGUCGCCAGGUUUGGUGUUGCGGUACCCGGCGGCCGGGGGCGGUGUCCGUGAGGACGAGAGCACUGCAGCGCCCCCGUGCAGGACGUUCCCGGCCACACAGACGGUCGUGUCAGGGCGCGACGGCCUCGCCCUGGGCAGCGUGGACUGCCGAGCCGAGCGCAGGCCGGAGGGGCACGUGAUGGCAGUCAAGGAGGAGCCCAUGGACGCAGACCCCCCGUGCGGCGUGAACGCAGCCUCUUCCUCCAGCCUCGCGCUCUUCAGCACCAAGCAGGAGCCCUGAGCACCCCCGCCCCCCCCCCCCCGUCCCAAACGGCGUGCGUCGCUACGUCGGCGAGACGGCACGGUGGCCGCCCGAUGACCGUCCCUCGCCCUGCCGCCCCGCGACGCACGACGGCCCGCAAGGUUUUUCGUUGGUACCUACGUGCCGAUGGUGGGCAUGUGGCGAUGUUCGUCGGAGCGAGACUGACGCCAGUUCUUUUUAGUGCUCAAAAGUGCCUGCGAGUAUUCAAGGUGUGGAUUUCCAAAAUAGUGGCGUGCGAUUUUAGUGGUUGGGGGCUCCCUCGGGUGAGCGUGAAGGGGUGAGGGGUUUGCUUUUCUUAGUUUCUCUGCGGGGCACCUCCCCAGAAGAAAAGUCAAGCACUCCUAAAUUAACUUUUGACUGUAUCCCCAAUUUGUGGCUUUGAAAUUGGGGGUACAUCACGUUGCUGUGCCAGUAUGCUGAACCGUCUUGCCACGGGGGAAAUUCUCGGCUGUUGUGAAAACGAUGAACUGCAAUCGAAGAGUUGCUUCACGAAAAACAAACUGAAUACGAGGAAUGCGAGUUGCAGGUUCCACCAAGCCGGUCUUAUUCAGGCCUCGUGGCCAAUGCUAUGGGACGAAGACAAGUCAGCCAACAGGACCGUGCUGCGUACGUACUUUCCGUCUCUGCUGCAAUGCCCCUUGAAGGGCUCGGGGUGGGGGUGGGGAAGGAGGUUCAACGUUGGUGGCCGUUUGGUCGCAUCGUGUUUUGAUUUAAGGGCGAGCGUUGACACUGGCAGUGCCGUUUUUCACGUUGACGUAUUUACAAACUGGAAAACAAACACUUUUGUUUAAAGCUGCAAGAGCUAGUGACCCACACGGUGAACUCGGAACUCCUGUAUAGACCCAUAUCUGUUCUCCGUUUCAUCUAUUACAUUUAAAACGUUGGUCUACUUGUGUUUGGGACUUGGAACCAAAAUGACAGCCCAGACAUGGAGUAGGCAUUACUGUGUAAUACGUUUUGAAUUAAAUGUUUUUUUUUAUGGUCUUGUGAAAGUCACCAUUUUUUUAAUUUAUGUUUUUUUGGUGACAUCGAAACGUCCCAUUUCAAAUGUCUCCCUAAUAACUGUACAGAAUCGCGUACAUUUUUGCUACAAUAAAAAUGGCAUUUGGCUGUUAAGUUUAUAUCUCCUAGAGGAAGUAGAAUUUCUAAAUCUGAUUCCUAUGGUGCUUAUCCAGUACCGCCUUUUGUAGAAAACGGAGUGUAAAAUCUGACAUAAGUCGAGUAUUUUUUCAUAAUUGUUCUUGUACAAAUGGGGCCAAUGGCUUGAAAUACUUUAACAACAUUUGAGAAGACAGAAGAGAACACUUGGUCUGUUAAGAAAAACCAGUAGAUUAUUUUCCGUAGGGUUUUUGUAAGUCCUUGUGUUUGAAUGUUUAGGGUUUGCUGUAAACGUGCACACGGUCUUUCAAAAAUGAGGGGAGUUUAAAUGUUAAAGAUUGUUCGGGGGGUCUCUUUUCAUGUUUUUCAUUGGAAACGAAAUCGUAUCUCACCACCAGCAUGAAGACUCUGGGCGGACGAUUAAUUUUGUUCUGCCGAAUGUAGCGACCCACUGCCGUAAUCCAGAAUUAAACUGCUGUGCAAGGCGCAGAUUGUCGGUCAAGGAAAGCCGUUUACAAGCUGAGCAUGGCUUUUGCAGUGUUUUGGGAUUCGUUUAUGGCCGGGACAUCAAUUGCACGUACAAGUUUGACUGCUUAUUGCUUGAAGAGCACACGUGUAAUUGCUCUGGUUUUGAAAAGCCGUGUACUAUCUAUAUUUUCAACUGAUUUUGGUUUUCAUUGCUCGAGUGACCUUUGAAGCGGUGGUGACGUCGAGUCCUUGGGAGAGGUUCAUCAAAUAGCAGGCGGAACGUUGUACCGCGCCCGUACCUGACGUGGACUUUCCGUGCACACGGCACUGAAUGAUACCAGUUUGUAUUCAAGUGUUUCCUUUUACAGCGGUGAUUGGGGCAUCCAUCCCGUGGUAAAACAUUUUGGUUUAACAGCAGAGGUGGUAUCCCAUCGGCGGGCACGACAAUCCGUGUUGAUGGCUCUGCUCGGAUUCAAAUUAAGCGACCAGUGGAAUGGGUGUUCUGAAGUUGGCUCUCAAUCAAAAUCUGCAAAAGGCUGUACCCAUUGGCCACUAGGUGGUAAAGAGGUUCUAUAUCCAUGUCAUUAAUAAUCGUACUUGAUUAUGUACGCAAGUAUCUUCAACUUCUUUUGCACCGUACGCAGCCAACCGUGCUCAUCGUGUUUUGCAUCUCAAUGGAAAUAUAUAUUUCUAACGUUACUCAUGAGUUUGUGAUUUUGCAAAUACAAUUCUUCAAUAACAGCUGGUGCGGUUAAGUCGGUCAGCCUGACAUGAUUAGUGAUAGCUCUGAUUUUAGAGCACCUGUUGAGCGUUUUGCAGAAUGUAAUGUAUCCGUGACUCCACAGAUGUGCAAUGUAAUUUGGAUUUAUAAAGUGUCUGAAUGUGACUGCAUCUCAAGGAACUUUAAGAAAUGGGGUAGCCUGAAAUUCUGAGCGGAUUUUGAAGUACAAAAACAGGUUAAAGUUGAAUUUUGAUUUAAAGCUUUCGUGACUGUAGGGAUUCAUAUUCUUGGUUCUUUCGAUGGUUGCUUGUGCUGCAGUCGAAACGUGAGAAUUUUAUUGUUUUAUAUUUUAUUAUUUUAUUGUUUCUCUUCUACGUGGUGACUUUACCGAAAGAACCAAGAAUAAAGCGACUAAAGUUGCUUGCUGUGGAAAUAGA